AGAAAUUCUUCCUGUAUGGAUCGGCCUUCUAGUGAUGGUGAAACUGGAAGAAGACCACUCUAAGCAAACCCAGGAUGAGUCGGGCGCCAGGUGAUGCAGAAAAUGCUCACGGUAGCAGUGUGGAAUCCUGUCCUUCUUUGCGGGAUGUCCACUCCAUCAACCCAGCGCAGCUGAUGGCAAGGAUUGAGUCAUAUGAAGGCAGAGAGAAGAAAGGCAUAUCCGAUGUCAGAAGGACGUUCUGUUUGUUUGUUACAUUUGAUCUCUUAUUCAUAACCUUGCUCUGGAUAAUAGAAUUAAAUGUAAAAGGAGGCAUUGAGACUACCUUAGAGAAAGAAGUCCUACAGUAUGACUACUCUUCUUCAUAUUUUGAUAUAUUUCUACUGGCAGUCUUUCGAUUUAAGGUGUUAAUACUUGCAUAUGCAAUGUGCAGACUGCGCCAUUGGUGGGCAAUAGCUUUUACAACAGCAGUGACCAGUGCCUUUUUAUUAGCAAAAGUAAUUAUUUCACAGCUGUUCUCACAGGGUGCUUUUGGCUACGUGCUGCCCAUCAUAUCCUUCAUACUUGCCUGGAUCGAAACCUGGUUUUUGGACUUCAAAGUGUUACCGCAAGAAGCUGAGGAAGAAAACAGAUUUUUGAUAGCACAGGAUGCUUCCGAACGAGCAGCUCUUCUUCACCCAGGAGUCCUCUCUGAUGGGCAGUUCUAUUCUCCUCCUGAAUCUGUAGCAGGUAGUUAU
Eurypyga helias (sunbittern) is the source of this 734-nucleotide messenger RNA. RefSeq names its product STARD3 N-terminal like (gene STARD3NL). The annotation marks the transcript as partial. The transcript has 6 exons. The record is from RefSeq and is a predicted model, not a curated record. NCBI's taxonomy places the organism in Eukaryota, Metazoa, Chordata, Aves, Eurypygiformes, Eurypygidae.